Messenger RNA from Salvia splendens (bonfire salvia), 1572 nucleotides. RefSeq lists its product as uncharacterized. Bases 1 to 1572 code for a protein of 523 amino acids. The transcript is spliced from 2 exons. NCBI's taxonomy places the organism in Eukaryota, Viridiplantae, Streptophyta, Magnoliopsida, Lamiales, Lamiaceae. Gene Ontology annotation, molecular function: zinc ion binding; aspartic-type endopeptidase activity; nucleic acid binding. Gene Ontology annotation, biological process: proteolysis. The record is from RefSeq and is a predicted model, not a curated record.
AUGACGGUGACAGAGUACGAUUGUGCACUGUGUGAAAUGACUCGAUAUGCUCCCGAGUUGGUGGAUACAGAUGAGAAAAUGGCAGAAAAGUUAUGUGCUGGUCUCAAGCACGAAAUAAGAGUAGCAGUGGCAAGUCGCAGAGGACUUUCAUAUUCUGAGAUUUUGGCUUGUGCAUUAGAUGUGGAAGAAGUGUUGCCUAAGGAGAUGACAGUAGCAAAUACUACACCAGUGCCACUUCAACAACAUAAUUUCAGAGAUAAGAGGAAAUGGGAUGGAGAUCGGACUCCAUAUGAUAACAAGAGGCAGCAACCCGUCAGAAACCCACCGCAGUACGGAGGUAGGCAGAGUGCUCCCUAUCAGAGGGGUGACUUCCGGCCUAGAGCCCCCCAGUGUGCUAAGUGCUUUAAGAACCAUUUUGGGGAGUGCAGAGAAAAGAGCAAUAAAUGUUACACUUGUGGUGGAAAUGGCCACUUCUCAAGAGAAUGCCCGAGUAAGAUUAUGGGGAUGGGAGCAGGACAGAACAAUCAAGGGUUCCGUCCGCAAGUGCGGGCAUUACAAGCCGAACCGAGGGGAUACUUACCCGCACCACAGCAGCAGCAGCAACAACGUCGUCAAGGACUUCUCACUCAGGCAAGGGCAUAUGCUUUAAAAGAGAAACAGCCGACGAACCAGCAAGGGAAUCAAGAGCAAGGAAACUUGGCAGGUAUGGGCACGCUCCUCGACAUGCCUAUUGUUGUUUUGUUUGAUACGGGUACAUCACAUUCUUUUAUAUCAGCAUCAUGUGUGAAUACUUUAGAACUGUCUAUCAAUAGAACUGAACAAAGAAUGAGUGUGACUUCACCCGUAGGAGGAACUAUAGAUAUUUCACAAAUUUGCUCGAAUGUAGAAUUUACUAUGGGAGAACUUAAGCUGGUUGCACACAAAUUACAAGUUAUGUCGAUGGGGAGUGUAGAUAUAAUUUUAGGAAUGGAUUGGUUGGCCGAGAAUCGUGUUACCAUUCGCUGCAAAGAGAGAGAGAUCUCUUUUCAAACCCCGGGAAAGGAGCCGGCUAUAUUUUAUGGGAUUUCUAUGAAUCGACGCAAGUCCAUAAUUUUUGCACUUCAAGUGACGACUAUGAUGAGGAAGGGAUGCCCAACGUAUCUCGUCUAUCUAAAUGGAGAGGAGAAGAAAGAAAGAAGCAUAGAGGAUGUGGCCGUAGUGAAUGAAUUUCCAGAUGUUUUUCCCAACGCCUUGCCAGGACCACCACCCGAUAGACAGUUGGAGUUUACAAUUGAUUUGGAGCCAGGAUCAGCACCGAUAUCUAAGGCACUGUACCGUAUGGCGCCUAAGGAAUUGGAAGAGCUUAAGAUACAACUACAAGAGUUGCUAGACUUGGCUGUAUUUAUGGACCUUAUGAAUCGUGUGUUCCAUCCAUACUUGGACAAGUUUGUCUUAGUCUUCAUAGACGACGUCCUUAUCUACUCAAAGAACGAGAAGGAACAUGAAGAACAUUUGAGGACUACCUUGGAGACGUUAAGGGCCGAGAAACUCUACGCCAAGUUCAGUAAGUGUGAUUUUGGCUCAAAGAAGUGA